AACAGAGCGCUCACACAUUUCCCUUAUCUUUUCUCCAUCUCCACUCGAUGGGGACUCUCACGAGCGUCGCUUUCGCAGCUGCGGUUAACAUCAGAUUCCGAUCGUUUCAUUGCAAUCUCCGGGAGAGUAUUAAAACACCAAUGCCCAAGGUUACGACAUCAUCGAGAGACAGACACUAUUUCUCUUGCACAAAGGAUUAUCAUACAUUUAGGGCUGUAAAUUGUUUAGGCAAUGAUCAAACCGGUAACAGAGAUGGAAAUGACGGAGAUGCCAAUUCGUCGGUUGCUAGAGAUUCAGCUUUAAAAACGGCAUCUCUUGAAGAAGAAGAAGAAGAAGAAGAAGAAGAAGAAGAAGAAGAAGAAGCAGACAAGAGAAGUAACAGUAGUAGUAGUAACGAGUUCGGUUCCGACAAGACUCCUUUUGUUUCUUCAAGGCGGUCCACUGAAUCACCUAUUGAUCCGAUAUACAGCAGCUUCCAAAUAGACUCUUUUAAGCUGAUGGAGCUUCUUGGACCUGAGAGAGUCGAUCCUGCAGAUGUCAAGUUAAUAAAGGACAACAUUUUCGGAUAUUCGACAUUCUGGGUGACUAAAGAAGAGCCGUUUGGGGACCUCGGCGAGGGUAUCCUCUUUCUUGGGAACUUGAGAGGUAAGAGGGAGGAUGUUUUUGCAAAACUUCAAAGAAAACUAACCGAGCUGGCUGGCGAUAAAUAUAAUUUGUUCAUGAUUGAGGAGCCUAAUUCGGAAGGACCAGAUCCGCGUGGCGGCGCCCGUGUUAGCUUUGGUUUGCUUCGUAAGGAGGUCUCGGAGCCAGGACCAACCACACUCUGGCAGUAUGUGAUUGCUUUAAUAUUGUUUCUUCUGACUAUUGGUUCCUCUGUGGAGCUAGGAAUUGCUUCUCAGAUUAACCGUUUACCUCCUGAGGUGGUAAAGUAUUUCACCGAUCCAAAUGCUGUUGAACCACCUGAUAUGGAGCUUCUGUAUCCGUUUGUAGACUCUGCAUUGCCUUUGGCGUAUGGUGUCUUGGGAAUUCUUUUGUUUCAUGAAUUAGGGCACUUUCUUGCUGCAGUUCCAAAGAAAGUAAAGCUUAGCAUUCCUUACUUCAUUCCAAACAUUACACUCGGUAGCUUUGGUGCAAUCACACAGUUUAAGUCAAUUCUUCCCGACCGGAGUACCAAAGUUGACAUUUCUCUUGCUGGUCCAUUCGCUGGAGCUGCACUCUCUGUUUCCAUGUUUGCUGUUGGUCUGUUCCUAUCUACUAGUCCGGAUGCAGCUAGCGAUCUGGUGCAGGUCCCAAGCAUGUUAUUCCAAGGUUCAUUACUUCUUGGACUCAUCAGCAGAGCAACUCUGGGAUACGCAGCUAUGCAUGCUGCAACAGUUUCAAUCCACCCGCUUGUUAUUGCUGGAUGGUGUGGUUUAACAACAACGGCUUUUAAUAUGCUUCCUAUUGGAUGUUUGGAUGGAGGAAGAGCUGUACAGGGCGCAUUUGGGAAAAAUGCACUUGUUACAUUUGGAUUGUCAACCUAUGUAAUGCUUGGACUUAGAGUGCUUGGCGGCCCCUUGGCACUUCCUUGGGGACUCUAUGUACUUAUCUGCCAGAGAACACCUGAGAAACCGUGUCUGAACGAUGUCACCGAGGUUGGAACAUGGAGAAAGGCACUUGUCGCGACUGCAAUUAUACUGGUGGUUUUGACACUCCUGCCUGUAUGGGAUGAACUCGCAGAAGAGGUAGGCAUAGGGCUUGUAAACACAUUUUGAUGUUGUAUGCCUUAUGUAUGUGAGCAGAUGUUGUAGUUAGGGCCAAUCAGUUGCAAAUUUUUGUUUUGGCAUUAUUUAGAUUGCCAGAUGUAAUGAGAGUCAUGUAUGUACACAGAAAGCUCAUGAAGAAAAAUUGUAUACUUCUGAAUUGUGGUUUUAAUCCACAUUUAUACAUAUAUAUGUAAUUACUUUA
Messenger RNA from Eutrema salsugineum, 1947 nucleotides. RefSeq names its product probable zinc metalloprotease EGY1, chloroplastic. Gene Ontology annotation, biological process: proteolysis. Lineage: Eukaryota; Viridiplantae; Streptophyta; Magnoliopsida; Brassicales; Brassicaceae. The transcript is spliced from 10 exons. The record is from RefSeq and is a predicted model, not a curated record. Bases 48 to 1754 code for a protein of 568 amino acids.